AGUUUUAGAUGCAGAUAAAACUUCAAUCUACUGGAAAUCGGACGUCAAGAAUCUCUCAGCAUCUUAAGUGUAAAACUACGCAUAUGAAGAACUAGAAUAUAAAAGUUAAAAAAGUUAAAAUAUUUUAGUUUCAAAAUGUUUUUUGUGAGACUAAUAUUACUCACUAUUUUGCACGUGAGCUUUAACAAACAAGUCCAAGUCACGGCAUUCGGUCACAACUUAGAUGAACUUGUAUCGAAGGCUAAUAUCUACUACCAACAAGCUGCGGCGUCUGGUGGAAACGGUGAGCUCCUACUCAGUGAAGUGGCAGAGCUGCCAUCGAAAGAUGACAUUAAACUCAUUAUACAUGGAUUUACAAGUAGUCGAUUUCAUUUCUCCAUUACGCCGCUCAGAAACGCUUAUCUCGCUAAAGGUAAGGAUAAUGUCCUGCUUGCUGACUGGUCAGAUGCUGCAGCUCUGGAUUAUCCUACCGCGCGUAAAGCCAUUGGACAAGUGGCGAGGCAUUUUGGCAAACAAUUGAAAGAUUUUCUUGACAAGCACGAGAUCGCCACCGCUGACGUUCACAUCAUUGGCCAUAGUUUGGGCGCGCACAUCGCUGGCAAUAUUGGUGACUUCUUCAAUGGCAGCCUUGGCCGUGUGACCGGUUUGGAUCCAGCUUUACCACUCUUUACUACACUCUCCACAGACAGCUUACAUGCCACCGCGGCACAGUUCGUCGAUGUCAUACAUACUGACUUUCCGGUAUUUGGUGACGGAACUCCGCGUGGUGAUAUCGACUUCUAUCCGAAUUUCGGCACCGCACCACAACCCGGCUGCGCUGACAUGGAUGUGCUCUUGAUCGCCAAGCAAUUGUUGUUUGAACAGUAUAGCUGUAGCCAUAAUCGCGCCGUAUUCCUCUACGCUGAAUCUAUUGGGCAACCGAAGAGUUUUCCCGCGAUCUCCUGUACUUUGAAUGGCAUAAAAAUGUUGAAUACGAACAACUGUCGCAAGAAAGUGAAAACUGCUGCCUUGAAAGGAGAAAUGGAUGACAGUGAGGUGGUUUUUAUGGGCGAAGAGGUAUCGAGAAGUGCUUCCGGUUUCUAUUAUCUGCCAACGAAUGAUGCACCACCCUAUGGUAUGGGUGUAAAUACAAAAUUCUAACUGCAGAUGUCGCAAGCGUAUGUGGAGUGUGUCUCUGCUAUAUUGUAUAACUAAGUAUCUAACUAAAAUCGGCAUUCUACAGAAUGAUUCACAUAAUUGUUAUUUUAAAAGGCGGAAAUACAAUUCUUAAGAGUUUUAAUUGAA
This is a messenger RNA of Bactrocera tryoni, 1284 nucleotides long. RefSeq names its product endothelial lipase. The record is from RefSeq and is a predicted model, not a curated record. Lineage: Eukaryota; Metazoa; Arthropoda; Insecta; Diptera; Tephritidae. Gene Ontology annotation, molecular function: lipase activity. The transcript is spliced from 6 exons. Gene Ontology annotation, biological process: lipid metabolic process. The coding region runs from base 136 to 1140 and encodes 334 amino acids.